CGUCACCGUCCCGUUGACGUUGAGAAGCCAUUUUACUAGAAACGACGAACCGUUCGUCGUGCAAGAACGUGUUGGCUUUUCUUUGGAUUUCCGUCGAAAAUUUGAAUCUCGUCAAGAAUUACCGUCACUCGUCCGUUGAAUCUGCCAUGACGUCGUGAUUUGCAACAGAAAUCCGACGCCUAAACGAGGUAUAACGGUUCAUUUUUGACCGAGACCGAAAAACUCCAUGGACACCGCAAUGGACAAGGCGGCCCAGGAAACCAUUGACGACUUCAAAAGCUCCCUGGCCGACCUGACGGUCAACAGUCGGCCACUCAUUGGAAUGCUGACUGUUUUGGCCGACGAAAACAAAAAAUACGCCCCGGCCGUCGUUGAAGCCGUCGAGGCGCACCUCCUGAAGGUGCCUCCUACUAGCAAGUUGGCAGUAUUCUACCUCAUUGACUCAAUUUGCAAGAAUCUUAAAAAAUUCUAUGCUGACAUCUUCAAGACCAAUCUUGUUAGCAACUUUUGCACCGUUUUCGAAGUGGUUGAUGAAAAAACACGAGCAUCUAUGUUUAAAUUAAGGAGCUCAUGGAAUAGCACAUUUCCUGCCACUAAAUUGUACGCCCUCGAUGCCAGGGUGCAAUUGCUCGACCCAGCCUGGCCGAUCGCCCAGAUGCCAGUUUCAAAAGGUAGCAGCAUUCAUGUCAAUCCAAAGUUCCUAGCGGGUGCGGCUCCGGUUGCAUCUGCUGAAGAACCAAAAAUGCAGUCAAUUGUGAUGGAAAAGCAGCGAGAACUGCUCGAGUUGCAAAAGCAAAAAGUGGCGCUUGAACUAUUGAAGGCUAAGGCCAGUGUACAAAGCAACACUACUGUUGUGCAAACGCCGGCCAAUGUGGUACGGAAUACCUCAAGGAUUGCUGUUGACUCGGCUCCGAAACCCCACCCCAGUAUUAAUCAGUCGUCCCUAUCACUGCCUUCAAUUCUUCUAAAACCAAGUGUAAACGCCAGUCGGACUGUGAUUCGUCCCUCUACAAUGACUGCUGUCAGACCACCGGCACCAGCUUUUCAGUCCGAACAAAGUCCUUCCAAGGAUCCACGCAUGGUUGCUAAAGCAAAGGCCGAGGCGCGACCUCAAAAAAUCAUGUCGCCAGAUAUAAUUGUUCUGCCUGAAAAAAAUUUAAAAUCAAAAAAAGAAAGUCCAGGCAAACGAAGCAGUUCAAGUAGCAAGAAGUCCAGCAGCAGUAGUAGUAGUUCCUCUUCAAAGAGCAGAUCGCCAUCUUCAAGUUCAAUCAAGAGUUCAAAGAGCAAAAAGGAAAGCAGCAGCAAGAAGAAAGUGCCUGAAGGCAAAUUCAAGGAUAUUAAAAGUAUCCACUUGCGUAACUACGUCCGCAAAGCACGCUCAGUCAGCUCCAGUCCUGAGCCACCAGCUGCCGAAAGCUCCAAAGGCGAGCAGAAAAAGUCUGAGCAGCAAGACAUCGACCUGCGUACGCUGGGGUCACCGACCGGCAAGAAGAGGGGGUCAACCCCUGAAAAAGGGGCCGCGGAACAGGCACCCUCGCCCAAAAGAAGCAAGCAGGCUGAGAUGUUGGACGAGUUGUUUGGCCACGAGGAUGUGGAUCUGCGUCAGUUGUCCGCACCCGUGCGUGCUGAACUGAAACGCGCCCCUGACUGGACGCGCUUCAAGGAGACAAAUCCUGACACGUACAGGUCGCCUCUGAAGAACUGCAACUGGGAAAACGGCUCGGAUAUUUCUUUGUCAGACAUCGAGAUCGCGCCUCCACCACCACCACCUAAGAUAAUCAUCCCUGAGGAACUCAAGAUCUCCCCCGCCACAGUGUCGCCCUUAGCUAAUCGUAGAUCUGGAGACUUUGACUCUCUUGGACGACCUCUUCUGCAUCUCAGGCUCUCUGAGGAAUCCAAGGAGCGUCGACGCACUUCAAGCACCUCGGAAGACAUUGAUUUGCGCACUUUGUUUGCCGAGAUGAAUGAUGAUGGUCAAGACAACUCAGAGAAAAUAACAAUGAUGAUAGCCCAGGCAGAUGAGCAGCUCAACAAUGGAACUCUGAACAUGACCGAGUACAAGACCCUGCUGAAAGAAGUGGUUCAGCUGAACGAGGCUAACAAGUUGCGUGAGGCAAAACGCAGGGACGAGCAGGAAAACUGGAGCGAUCCCACUUGGCAAGAUGAAGACUCCAGAGAUUCUGGAAAAGCCAGUCCUGAGGACCAAAGUACCAAAGAUAGCGGAGAGAGGCGUCAUAGAAAAAGAGACAACGACCCACGCAACCUGGAUGUGGAUGAGCGAUAUCCUUCCCACCGAAGGGACUUCCUGCAACACCACCGUGGCGGCCGCGGCUUCAAUCGAGGCGGUCGUUGGGGUGGAGGGGACAUGCGGAUGGGUUGGGACGGCGGUUGGCAGCAAAACAGGAUGCCCUUUAACCGAGGCCCAAGAGGGGCUUUCCCUCGGCCUCCGGGUGACUUUGGGCCCCGUUCCUGGAACAACCAGCAGGGCUUCCCCUUCCCUCCUAUGCACCCAGGCAUGCGGCCUAGGGGCAGUCAGCCUGACCUGCCUCAAGCUGACCCUCUGGAACUGGAAACGGCCAGGGCCAAUUUUCCCAGGACUAUAGCCAUUGACGGACUCAACAGGGACGUCAGAUACUACGGAGACGAGACCAUCAUACUCAUGAGUUACGAUGAUCCGAGGGACAUUUCCUUCUACCCUGCUGAAAGGGCAGUUGAGUUUGAAAAUGGCUUCAAAGUUGUCAUGACCAUUGGAGCAGGGCCGAAAGACGUGAUGAUCAGGAACUCGAUGCACCGCAUCAAAUUGGGCGUUCCUACAAGGGAGCUCAACAUUGAUGGCAAGGACUACGAGUGCUACUACGGAGGCAGUCCUGUACAGGUUGAGCUCAAUGGUAUGCCCAUCAGAGUUCAACUGGAGGGGCCGCCCCCACGGGUCAAGAUCAGUGACUACCGUCGAUUGGACUACUGUGCUGGAAAAAUCACCAUGGUCAUUGACGCAGUGGCGCGCGUCCCCAUCUACUUGGACGCCACACCGCAGAUUGUCCACAUUGAUAGUGUCCCUCAUGUAGUCAGAUUCAUUGACGCUUUUCGUCGCGUCCUGAUCAAUGGUCAGCCGUUCGUGUUUGAUUACGGCGGCCUCCCACAGCCCAUUUUUGUGCACGGCCGGCGCCACUACAUUGGACUUACUGCGCUGCCACCCUGCGUCACUCCAGGCUACAUCACCAUCAUGAACAUGGAAGGCUCUCGCCUGCCAAGUCCACCCAAGGAUGAGCCACCCAAAGUUGCAGAAAAGGCUGUGCCUGAAGAAUUCACCGGCCACUCCCCUGCUCUGCCUAUGGUGGGCGUGGCCAAGGGCAAGAAGGGUAUCAUCCCUGAGAAAGCACCCCCUGAGCAACGUAAGGCGCCCGUCAACAGAUCUAUUCUCAAUACCAAACCACAACUGGACGUCAUAUCAAACUUGAUACCUGCAGCGCCAUCAACAUCAACAAACGGGCACAACUAUGAAUUGCACAAAGAGCAGGAAAUGGAGACUUCAGCUCCAGCUGUUGCUCCUGAUUUGGCUGAACUCUUGGCCAAACUGAAUGAGUAUGGAAUAUUGCAAUCCAUAAACGCUGUGGAGGCAAAGAAAAAGGAAGAGACCGAAAAGAAAGAGGAAUACAAGCCAGUCACCUUGAAUUCAGAAAGCCUGCGAGUGAGGCAAGUUGGUUCUUACUCAGGCCUGUACUGCGGAAUACAGUGCAGCACCUGCGGUCUGCGCUUCCCGCCUGAGCAGACGCUCAGGUACAGCCAGCACCUGGACUGGCACUUCCGUCAAAACAGGCGGGACAAGGACAGUGCCAAGAAGGCGCAGAGCCGCAAGUGGUACUACGACGUCUCAGAUUGGAUCCAGUUCGAGGAAAUCGAAGACCUUGAGGAGAGAGCACAAAGUUGGUUUGAAACUCAAGCUGAGGAGGACAAGGUGGAGGAAGGGGAGGCUGAGAUUCCAACUGUGAUCGCCAAGGACGGCGAAGUUCAGGAACAAUGUGAGGUCUGUCAUGAGGCCUUCGAGACAUUUUUCCUACAGGAGAAGGAGGAAUGGCACCUGAGGGACGCUGUCAGGGUUGAUGACAAGGUUUACCACCCCCACUGCUACCAAGAUCUACAGAAUGCUCUUGAAAAAACUGCUGAAAGCACUGACCUGAAUGAGACAAAUGGUGAUGAGGAAAUGAAAGAGGAACAGAUGGAGACUGAAGGUGAAAAGGAAGAAGAGCCUGAGUCUAAAGAGGAGGAAGGAGAAGGGGUUAAAAAGGAGGAUGAGGAGGAGAAAGAUGUGAAAGACAAAGAAAAGGUCGAGGCCGAAGAGCCCAUGGAACAGGACAAACAUGAAGAAGAAAAAGAGGAAGAAGUGAAGGAAGGAGAAGAAAAUGAGAAAAUUGAGGUUGCUGAGGAAAAGAAAGAAGAAACUUCCGAGGUAGUCGAACCUGCUGCCCAAGUCAAAAUCAAGGAAGAGCCGAUGGAGGCCGAGCCGUGCAAAGACAGUGGCUUCUUCUCUCAGGACAUGGCUGAGGUGAAAACCGAGCCUGUAGAGCCCGAGGAGGAGGAAGUGCCUGAGCAGCACACGGUGGACACAACCAAAAUGGAGUUCAAAAGCUCCAUCGACGGUAACGUCGAGUUGCAGGAGGCGCCGGCUAAGUUAGCGGCGCCGGCCGGCAAAAUAAAAAUCACUAUCACGACCCCGGCGCCGGCGCUGCCCGAGACAAAGAAGGAGGAGGACGAGCCAGAGACGCCAUCGAUCGAGGAACCGAUCCGCGUGGCCUUGAAGGAGACGGACUAUGAACUCAAGCCGCGGCUCAAGGGUCGCAAACUGACUGAGAUGCCGCCCGUGAUGAAGGGCCGCGAAGACUCGGCUUUAUGUUCCAUCAUGUGAAGUCUUAAUUCGAAGCAACGAUUGUUAAUUUAUAAGUUUUCCCCCUCCUCUUGUGUUUAACAAAAUUGAAAACCCUAACCCCACAAUUGUGUUUUGUGCCGCGUGAGAGUACGUACGUGUAGGCCGUUUUCUGUGAUAAUACCAAACGAGAAAAUAAAUUAUCAGUAAGAAGCUGUUUUGCCAGAGAAAUUGCAAAAACUACUACCAAGCGCUGAUUAUAUUAAUCUGGCUUGCUUUAUUUUCAGACGUUGAGAAAUAAAAAAAUUGAAGUUGAGAAA
Messenger RNA from Neocloeon triangulifer, 5181 nucleotides. RefSeq lists its product as uncharacterized. Gene Ontology annotation, biological process: termination of RNA polymerase II transcription. Bases 227 to 4903 code for a protein of 1558 amino acids. Lineage: Eukaryota; Metazoa; Arthropoda; Insecta; Ephemeroptera; Baetidae. The record is from RefSeq and is a predicted model, not a curated record. The transcript is spliced from 20 exons. Gene Ontology annotation, molecular function: RNA polymerase II complex binding; mRNA binding. Gene Ontology annotation, cellular component: mRNA cleavage factor complex; cytoplasm.